AAUAGUAUUGUUCGUGACAACAAAUGUAACUUUAUUGUUUAAUUCUCUGCCAAGAUGUCGGUGAAUUAUGCUGCUGGUCUCUCCCCAUAUUCAGAUAAAGGACGAUGUGGCCUACCGGAGGUGUUUGAUCCCCCAGAAGAGCUAAUUAGGAAGGUAGAAGAACUGGCUGAUAUGAUCCGCCAAGCAACUUAUGUCGUGUUCCAUACAGGAGCUGGAAUAAGCACUUCUUGUGGAAUUCCGGAUUUCAGGGGGCCUAAUGGAGUAUGGACAAUGGAAGAGAAAGGUCUUAACCCAAAGUUUGACACAACUUUUGAAAAUGCCCAUCCGUCUCCUACACACAUGGCAUUGCUGCAGCUACAGAAAGUGGGAAUCCUUAAGUUUCUUAUCAGCCAAAAUGUGGAUGGACUACACGUGCGAUCAGGUUUUCCCCGGGAACAACUUUCAGAACUGCAUGGAAACAUGUUUGUAGAGGAAUGUACCAAAUGUGGCAAACAAUAUGUACGAGACGUUGUUGUGGGGACAAUGGGACUAAAACCUACAGGAAGACUCUGUGAUGUUUCUAAAGUCCGAGGUCUCAGAGCUUGCAGGGGGAAGCUAAUUGACACAAUAUUGGAUUGGGAGGAUUCUCUUCCUGAUCGCGAUCUCAACAUGGCCAAUGAAGCUUGCAGGAAAGCUGACCUCUCAAUCACUCUCGGAACUUCUCUGCAGAUCAAACCUAGUGGCAAUCUUCCACUCCUUACCAAAAAGAAAGGUGGAAAACUGGUGAUAGUUAACCUCCAACCAACAAAACAUGAUCGACACGCUGACCUGUUGAUUCAUGGAUAUGUUGAUGAGGUGAUGAAGCAGCUCAUGCAACGUUUGGAUUUAAAAAUACCUAUGUGGGCAGGGUUGCCGUUAAAGACAGAAGACAAUGAUCCAGACUUUAAAACCAAGGACAUAAAAUUUAAAAAUGAGGUUUUGGAUUCCCCUCAGGAGAAGAGAGGAAUUUGCGACGAGUCUCCUCAUGAACAAAAGAGAUUAAAAGUUGAGCCAGUCUGUGUAUAAAUUAGAAGUGUAUUAGUUCUUAUCAAUCCUAUAUAUGUAUAGAAAAUAUCACAUUUGUUUUGUUACACAAGUCAAAAAUGUCUCUACAGUUUGUUUGCUCUGUGAAUUUUACUGUUUUUUUUGUUUGUUUGUUUGUUUUCUCUAAAUCAGAUCUGCAAUGGUAACAUUCAGUGGCGUACAUACCACGGUCGCAGCUUCGACCGGGCCCGUCACUCCAGGAGGCCUGGCCGCCCUGCAGACACCUGCGACCGGGUACCCACCGCCUUUUGCGGCCCCGGCCCGCGCGUCAAACUGCCGGGGCCGCCGUCCAAGGGGUCCAUCGGGUGGCCCAUGCUGUCUGGGCCACCCGAUGGAGAUGGAUUGUCAGUUUCGCACCGGGGCCCCAUGGAUUGUGUGUGUACGCCACUGGUAACAUUUAAAGUGCCUUCAAGAGCAGUAGCCCUUAAUACAUUCCACAUUUUUUCUAUUGGUUUGCCAUUUGAAGGCCAGUUUUGUUUUGUAGUACCCAAAACUGUGGAAGAAUUACAACCCGAUGAUGUGAAAUUUAUUCUGAUUUUAAUGUUUUUGUUUUUUUAAAACUUGUUAGCCUUGAUCUGGACCAAAUUAUUAUUUGAUAACAUUAAACCACAUACAGAAAUGAUUGUAGUAUGAUGUUAGCACAGCUCAACAUCAAUGUUCUCAUAUUUCCUUUAUCUUUUUACGUUUUUUUAAUUAUUAUUUUUAAACCCUGUUUUGUUAUUCUAUUAGUUCUGCGUAGGUCUUGCUAGGUGAAAUAUUUAUAUUGGUUUUGAAAAGAAACAGUAUGAAAACUGUUUAAUUAGAAAAACACAGCAUAAUAUCCGAUCCUGCCUAAAGUGAAAUUCUAAAGAAAAGGGAAAAACUAAUAUUUGUAAUUUUUGUAUUAAAUUGUAUUAACUAUAAAUUUUAUCAGUGUUUAAAAAAAAUUAAAA
This is a messenger RNA of Pelobates fuscus (common spadefoot toad), 1994 nucleotides long. RefSeq names its product sirtuin 6 (gene SIRT6). Gene Ontology annotation, molecular function: histone H3K9 deacetylase activity, NAD-dependent; NAD+ binding; transcription corepressor activity. Gene Ontology annotation, cellular component: nucleus. The record is from RefSeq and is a predicted model, not a curated record. Lineage: Eukaryota; Metazoa; Chordata; Amphibia; Anura; Pelobatidae. The coding region runs from base 55 to 1044 and encodes 329 amino acids. The transcript is spliced from 8 exons. Gene Ontology annotation, biological process: negative regulation of transcription by RNA polymerase II.